This is a messenger RNA of Anopheles cruzii, 987 nucleotides long. RefSeq names its product probable 18S rRNA (guanine-N(7))-methyltransferase. The record is from RefSeq and is a predicted model, not a curated record. Gene Ontology annotation, molecular function: rRNA (guanine) methyltransferase activity. NCBI's taxonomy places the organism in Eukaryota, Metazoa, Arthropoda, Insecta, Diptera, Culicidae. The coding region runs from base 47 to 880 and encodes 277 amino acids. The transcript has 3 exons. Gene Ontology annotation, biological process: rRNA (guanine-N7)-methylation. Gene Ontology annotation, cellular component: nucleolus.
AAACAAAAACAACGUUAAAGUCGCUCAACAACGUAGCAUUGUGAAAAUGUCUCGUCGGCCGGAACAUAGCGCACCGCCAGAGAUUUUCUACAACGAGGAUGAGGCACAAAAGUACACAAACAACACACGCAUCAUCGACAUCCAGGUUCAGAUGUGCGAACGUGCGAUCGAGCUGCUGGCCCUCGAUCCGGACGAUGACGAUCCCAAACUGAUUCUGGAUAUUGGCUGCGGAUCGGGCUUGUCGGGAAGUGUGCUAGAGGAUCAGGGACACCAGUGGAUCGGUGUCGACAUAUCAAAACCCAUGCUGGACGUUGCGCUGGAACGUGAGGUCGAAGGAGAUCUGCUGCUUGGGGACAUGGGUCAAGGGAUGCCUUUCAAAGCCGGCACAUUCGAUGGCGCAGUAUCGAUUUCGGCUCUCCAGUGGCUUUGUAACGCGGACAAGAAAACACACGUACCACCGAAACGUCUGUAUCAAUUUUUCAGCACACUGUUUGCCAGUCUGACCCGAAAUGCUCGGGCCGUGUUUCAGUUCUACCCGGAGAACGGAGAGCAAAUCGAACUGGUCACAACGCAAGCGAUGAAGGCCGGGUUCUACGGUGGCCUAGUCGUCGAUUAUCCCAACUCUAGCAAAGCGAAAAAGUACUUCCUGGUGCUGAUGACGGGUGGUGUUGCCAAGUUGCCGGUAGCCCUCGGCACAACGGAGGGUGAAAGUCAGGUUCCGUACAACAAGAAGCGAGAGUUUGCCAAAAAUGCACGUGGAAAGCCGCUGAAGAAGUCGCGCGAAUGGAUUGAGGCCAAAAAGGAACGCCGGAGGCAGCACGGCGAAGAAACACGAAAAGAUUCUCGCUACACGGCAAGAAAACGAAGUGGACGCUUUUAAGCAACAAAAACCAAACACACAAUGAAAACACAACCGAUCGCGUUGAUGAUGGUGUAUGACCCGGAUAACGCACCAUCUAUAGCACCGUUAUUAUUGAUCUAAAAUAU